Molecule: messenger RNA, 16739 nt
Organism: Paramuricea clavata
Lineage: Eukaryota; Metazoa; Cnidaria; Anthozoa; Malacalcyonacea; Plexauridae
Source: the annotation of a GenBank genome assembly
AGGUCUGAUUGGGAAGAAACCGAAGCAAAUAGCAAUAACUCUGAGAGUACAAUAGAAGAAAAACGCGUCGAAAAUAUAACGAUCUAUGUUGGUACUGUCAUAUCAGUGUGCCUGUUGUCAUUUGUUAGAGCGGUUUUCUGGUUUCAAAUCCUAACCAGUGCAUCACGACAUUUACAUGACGAGAUGUUUAGAACUAUUCUCAGAGCUCCGAUAUAUUUCUUUGACACAAAUCCUGUUGGUAAGUUUUGAUUAUAAAUCAUGUACCUCCAGCACUGCAUUGCUAUUUGAAUAUCUUGUUCCGUUAGGUAAUUCUGCAACAAUAGGCCGAAAAUUGACCGAAAGUUAAAAAUUGUUGCGCUGCGCGUUAUGAUUGUGUAUUAGCCAUUAUAGUGACUGUUCAGUAAUAAUUGGCUUAUACAUUAAUUUACUAUAAAAUGUCGUGAUGUUUGGUCGAAAAGUAGUGCGAGCAAUCAUUCAUUGGAGUCCUUAAUUGUGCUAAGGCCGUGAGACACACUGGAUGCGAUUCGACAACGUGGCGCGAUUUUUCAGUCUCUGGAUGUUAAUAAAACAGUCAAUGAAAAGACAUUUUAAAAGAUAUUUGGAAAACCUAAACCAGCAUCAAAGUUAUCGGUCAGUGAAAAUCGAACAAUCGCGUCGCGUUGUGGAAUCGCGUCCGUUGCGGCCAUUUUCAAUUUUCAACGACAUUUAACUUUAAUAUUUUUCUAUGUUUUUCAAAUAUUCGGAACCACUUAAGCAAUUUUAGCUAUUGGUCUGCAUAUCUUGUAAAAUUUUUAUCCGUUGACGGUUUUAUUUGUUUUUAAAAACUGAAAAUUCGCAUCGCGCGUUGUCGAAUCGCGUUCGGUCUGUAUGGCUGAUGUGUCGUUAGCAACUACGCCGCGACUUUUCAUUCCUCCUGGUGAACACAUCAUAUCCGGGUAUGACGGUUCGGGUAUUGCAUUAAGUUAUUCAACCAGAGCAAAAACAUGUCGGUUAUAGUCAAUUCAGCAACUAGCAGAGUUAAAGAAACUAAGUGUUAUUAAAUUCUGUUAAUUUAACUUUUAGGUCGCGUUUUAAACCGAUUCUCAAAAGACCUAGGCUUGAUGGAUGAUAUGCUUCCGUUAGCGUUCUUUGAUGCUUUUCAGGUUAGGAUGGAUAAUUUUCAUCUACAAAACUUCCUUAAGGUGGCCCCUUACAUUUGUCCCUAUUUGUUCAACAUCUCUGAAAUAUGCAGGCCUAUUAAUGCAGAUCGUGCAUUCUUGUCUACUUGGAGGCAAUAUCUACAACAAAAAUUUAUGUCGAGAAAUUCUGGUCUGCAAGACUGCAUGCAACUGACUAUCCUUUACAACAUCACCUACAGGGUUACGGGGUAUAUAGGUUGCAACUUGCAAUCCUGCUUUAUCGUGCGACGAAGCAAACCGCAAACGCCCAGGCGGACGUUCAUUUAUUACUCCGUCUGCAUGCGCAUUAGUCAUUCUUCUGUUGGUUUUCCAGAUAGGGUGUUAAAUUAUUCAUAGUUAUACCGGUACUGAAUAAACAGAAGGUCUGUGUUGCUGUGAACAACGUUUUUUUGGGAAUUGAGCCCAAACCACGUUUUGUAUAGUUUGCCAAUCGAGGCCUGUGUCACUGUGAACGCCUGAGCAGGCGUACGUCUUGUUAAAUAAAUAAAAGAAGAGCAUUUAGAAAUAUUUAAACAUUUCCGUACGUAUGAAAAACGCCUAACAGGAAAGCAGCCUUUACAGUUGGCCGUCGUGGUUCUUCUGGAUGGCGGUUCCGAUUUGUGUGAUUCAAAGUUGUCGUUCGUGCAGUUGACGGCCUCUGUUCCUGCGGUUUAAUGUUGUGGUUUGUACUGUUCAAGGUUGUGAAGGUGGUUGAUUCAGUUUAGGGUUGUGCACGUGGUUGAUUCAGUUUAAGAUAGUGGUUCGCUUAGUUGGUUGCCUCAUAGUUGGUUGGUUUAAUGUUGUGGUUUGUACGGUUUAAGGUUGUGAAGGAGGUUAAGUUAGUGGUUUGUGUAGUUGGCGGCCUGUGCUUUAAUGUUGUGGUUUGUACGGUUCAAGGUUGUAAAGAUGGUUGUGAAGGAAGAUUCAGUUUAGGGUUGUGGUUGGUUUAGUUAAGCUAGUGAUUCGUGUAAAUCACAUCGUGUCAUAUAUACUGUAGUGUGUAUGUGCAUACUAUAUAUGACAAAGUUUUUUAUUUUUCAGCUCACCGUCUUUGGUUUGGCAAUACUUCUCAUCAGUGUGCUUUCUCAGCCUUAUAUUGCUGUUGUCGUUGUACCAAUCAUUGGCGUCUUCGUUUGGUUAAGACAGUAUUUCGUUAAGUCAUCCAGAGAAAUCAAGAGAAUUGAGGCCCUAAGUAAGUCACUAUUGCUUCGUUGUAUAGUGCCAUUCGUAACAUGACCUAGUUCUUUUAAAUGUGGCACAUUUCUUUUACAAACUAAUAGAUUCAAAGUUACACUUACCAAAACACUUAUUUAGUGUAUUACCAAAAUUGCAAUUCUGUUUGAUUUAGCGCCAUGUACCAUAACACUCAGAUUGCCCAUAACAUUGUCUUGUUACGCGUAUACAUAAUGAGUGACGUCAUGCAUACAUAAUGAGGGACGUCAUGCAUACAUCAUUAGUGACGUCUGCAUACAUAAUGUGCACAUAUUAUUGUGCAUAUUAAUGAGAACUCCCCUUCCAUCCCCUAGAAAAGUCGCUCGAUCGAUACCGAUAUUACUACUCUUUUCAUUUACAUUUCAGGUCGUAGUCCUCUAUAUUCUCAUAUCUCUGCAACCCUUCAAGGAUUAGCAACUAUCCGUGCUUCUGAAGAGCAAAAUCAGUUUCAUGAGAUGUAUAAUAAGUAUCAAGAUUGUAAUACGUCGGCAAGUUAUUAUUACUUAGCUGCCAAUCGUUGGUUGGGUUAUAGACUUGAUAUAAUUUGUGCAAUAUUGAUGACAUUUGUCGCUUUUGCUCCUUUUAUUGCGUAUGAGACCGGAUUAGGUAAGUUUAAUUUUAUUAACUUCGCUCUUAUAUAGUUGUGUCCAGUUACUAGGGGGUUCCCCUUAUAAUUUUCUUUCAGUUAGGAAAGUGAACCCACGUCUCGCAAUUAUUUAUUGAAAUUGUACAGUUUAGAAAGUUUGAUGAGGUAAAAUACGUGAAGAAGUUUUUGAAUUGAUGAUACUUGUACAGUAUCUUCCACCGUUGUUGGCACUGACAUACUAUAUAGUUGGGUUGACUAGAGUAGUUAGUUAACUGUUUAUAUUAAUGCUGCAAGUAUCAUUUUAUUAACGCGCGAACACGAGUUGCUUCUAAUAAAAGGUCGCAGAAAUAAGUAUCUCAAAAGUCGCAAAAAGGCGCAACUCUCAACUGCGUGGUGGAAUACAAUGUAAGGAACAUUGCAGGGGGGGGAAGGCUUCGGGCAUUGUAGGGGGGAUUCGGGCCAUGCUUCUCCGAAAAAAGACCUAUUUACACGCAAGCAAGAGCUAUUGAGCAAUGCAGACGGCAGAAAUGAGUUCCGUUGAGAAUACCGAAAUACCUCACGAUGAAUGUGAAUUUCCACUCGUCUUUACCGAUAAGGGUAAAUACAAAUGGCAAGGCGAUUUUGCAGCUUUACAGAAGUUUACCGAAGAAGUUUUAAAGAUGAAAGGCAAAUGGUCAACUCCUGGUGGAAAUGCGAAGCUUCUAAAAACCGAAGAGCUUGCACUACGCUGGUACCGCUCGAGCAAUAAUAUAACGAUAAAUGGGUUAAAAGCCGAAGAAAUAGGAAAACAACUUGAAUUGUAUGCGACUAAAUGCAACGAAUAUCACAGAAAAUCUCGACGAGAACCACCUUUACUCGAACGAAAUUGGAAUUCAUCCAACAACGAACGACCAGGCAUGCAAGACGCCAUAUCUAAUCAACAAUGAGCGACUCUAUUCCCUUGAGGACACCGUUGAAAUUUUAAAAGCUCAACUAAUCUUAUUAAAGUCUGAACUUCAAGACCAACGAUCCGGAGUGCCGAAAGUAAUUAACGAAGCCCACGUAGAAUGCCUUCGCCAAGAAAACAGCCAAUUAAGAGAAGAAAAUGUAGCCUUGAACGAAAGGCUAAAAUGCUAAAUAACCUUGGUUCUGUCCUUUCUGAUCUGAACACCAAACUAAAAACCUCUGAGGAAGAAAAGGCUAGCCUCUUAACUGCCAUCCGAUUGUUGCCGACGGACAUUGAAACUGGCUGUAAAACGGCGCUGAACCAUCAAAGUCAGAUCACUCACAAGGAAGCCAAUGCUAUUUCUAAAGGAAAUAAUACUAAGACGGCGCUAGAAAGGAAUCCUGUCGCCCAUGGCCCUAACCUAGAUCAUAUCUUGGGGUCAAAUCGUUAUGCUCCGUUGUUUAUUGAGGACACCGUUGAGGAAUCAGAGCCCUCGAAGGAGAAAACACCAUAUUCAAUUAAUGCAAAUGGUAAUCAAAUGCGACAUAAUACCGUAUGUAAACCAACAAAAACAACUCUCGGUAAUCAAGACUCGGUAACAAUACUCGGGGAUUCCAUGGUAAAACGACUAGAUGUAUGACGAAUACGGCAAUCUGUAGGAAACAUGCAUCGGGGGCAUGCAUCGAAGAUAUGGAUCACUAUGUAAAACCAACAUUAAACAAGAACCCGAAAGAAGUCAUAAUCCAUGCAGGAACAAAUAACAUUCCAAGAGACGAACCUGAGGAUAUUGCAAGUAAGACUGCCAAACUAGGUGAAUAUACAGGGUGUCUCAGGGGCGGAUCUAGCUCCUGACGUGACUGAUGCAUACAUAAGACCUCGCAUUUGUAGGGGUGUCCGAGGGUAUCCUCCCCCGGGAAAUUUUGAAAUCUAGAACCUCGGAAAUGCGAUUUCCUGCGUUCUGAGCAAACUCUUUUGUUCCAAUUCAUAUAUCAGAGUCACAAAAUUAUUUGCUGCAUUUUUGGAAAGCACGUAAAAAACUUGAACCUAUAUCGCAAAAACAACAUAGUUUCUCCAUAUUACAUAUAAGAAAAAAUAUUCGCUUGUACAAGUGUUAUAGCAGUAGCGGUACAUAAGUCUCUAUCCAAAAAUAGUCAGUACUGUGCUUCCUGUAGCCUUAACUUUUCUAUUGCAAAACAUUUCGGCAAAAAAUCACGACAACGCAAAUACACACAUACGUGUAACAAAGGUGUAUACAGUGUGAUCCACUAGUUGCAUUGUUGGACUCAAAAGCGGACAGUGUUAUUACGUUUCUUAACCACCUUCCCUUAGGCUUAUUAAUUUCCACUAAUUUCCAAUGUUCCAUGAGUAAAAUCUUUUAGCAUUAGAAGGGUGCUAGUUUCAUAUUAAUCUGACACUGCAAUCGAGCAACGAAAAAUUCGUUGGCUCGAGCGAACGAAUUUUUCGUUGCUCGAUUGCAGUGUCAGAUUAAUAUGAAACUAGUUUUUCGUAUCUCUGAGGAUGGUUCUGAAUCAGAAUGGUGCAUAAAGGUAUUUUGUGCUCUAGUGGGUAAACUUAUUUAUAUACAACUCUGUCUUAUAUGCUGCUAAUCGUACUCUGUGUGGACAGUGUUGUUGGCAUCAGUAUGUCAAUUUUAUUCACCCCCUAGCAAUAUAUGCCUAUGAUAUGAACUGCAUGGUGACUAGCCCACACUCUAAAUUACUGAGAAUAUUGCCCUGUCACCAGGAAACCAAUAAACUAACACACAACAAGCACUGAGUUUUAAAUUAAAUUCUAUAAGUAUAACUAGGUACACAUGACCCCAAACGUUAAAUCAAUAGAUAUAUAGUGAUAGCCUACUGUGUGGAAAUUGAUUUAAUGAACUAUCUUAGUUGAAAAUUGUUUGUCAAAUGAACCUACCAAACUGUACAAUGAUAAACAAUGUAUCAUGACAUAAUUGAAUCAUCAGAUGUCUUCUAUCAGUCCCCUUUUGCCUGCCUUUCAACUAAUAUAUUAAUAUAGUACUCUUUUAAGAUGAUGUCAAUGUAGAAAGGCUGCGCAGUAGUAUUGAUCAAUAUUUUCCCUGUGUUAUUAUAUAAAUGCACAUCUUCGUCAAAUAUAUCCAUACACUUAUCAAUGGUAAUCAUCAGGGUGCCAUGCUGGCUAUCCAAAACAUAGUAUUGGGAGAAUUAGCACUACAAAUAUAUAUAAUUUAAUUAAAUCUAUACCACUUUUGUGAGCAAAUUUCAUAAUUAUAACCUAUAUACACCAGUUACAGUUAUAUACAGUAUUUAUACCGUCCAUCAUUUUAUCAUUCUAAGAUUAAAAUUUGUCAAGAGAAUGACAUAUACUGCUUAUAUCAAAUUAUAUUUGCACCGACAAAGCAUAUGUACCUAACUAUGGUAGGCGAGCAAGCCCAGGUAAUGAUCUUUGUUUGCAAAAUAUCCAGUGUACAGUAAUUGCCCAAUAACUCAGGUAAUGCAAAGCAAUUAGACUCUUGUCAUGAGGCAUGCCAGCUCAUUUCCAUAUGAAAUGAAAAUGAAAUGUAAUAGGAGAUACCUCUGGAAGUUGCAACUUGAACCAAUUACCUUUCAUGUAAACUCCCCCUUAGUUUGGCACGUGGCACAAACUAAGCUUCCUGAUUGGACAAUUUGAAUUUGAGGUAUAAUAUUCAAUUUUAAUUCCCUCUUUGGAAUUGUUUAUGUUUCGUUUUCGAUGCAAUUCCCAACGGUGGAAGAAUGUGAUUUCGACCGGCAAUUUUUAUUUGACGAGUAUGUGGCCAUUUCUCAUCGUUACGACUUAAAAAGAGUAUCAUUGAAAAGCUAAAUAACUGUUCUUUCGUCCUAUGUAAAAAUUGAAUUGUUUAGCCACGUUUAUGAUGCACUGUCGACAGCCUGUUCCGUAGCGUUUUUUUUAGAUACCCUGUAUAGAACGUACUUCCAAUGCUAAAGUAAUUAUAUGUAUAGGUUAUUUUGAGUCAACGAGGGGAUAUGUGAUUUAUUCACCGAGGCGCGCUGCGCCGAGGUGAAUAAACACAUAUCCCCGAGGUGCCUCAAAAUAACGUACUUAUUUUUCACACUGCGAGGUCGCGUUAAUGAGUCGCCAUAUUGCCUUCGCGAUGUUGUUUUUUCUCAUUUUUUGUGCUGCAAAGACAUUGCAGGUGAAUAUUAGAGGGGAUUAUUAAUUGCAGGUGAAUAUUAGAGGGGAUUAUUAAACGGAAAUUGAUUAGAGGGGAAUAUUGAAUAUAUUUCCCGACAAGAACAAAGGAAACCGAGCAGGGUGAAAAAUAACUAGUAUAAUUAUUCGAAGUGACGAUCUCCUAAAUAGUAAAAUAGAAGCAACCAAUAGUGUGCUGCAUAAGCUCUGUACAACCCGAAAGUGGCGUUUUAUUCAACAUAACAAUAUUAGCAAAACUGACUUAAAUGCAUCUGGCCUGCACUUAAGUGCCAGUGGCACGUCUCUCCUAGCUAAGAAUUUAAUUGCAUGCAUAAUUAAUAAUUGACUAAACGUUGGGUGCAAUGCUAGUAAUACUAAUAUCUUCCUAUCUCCAAGCCACCAUCUCGACCCCAGACUUAAUAAUACGAAAACUACUGCAGCAAAUCGAUGCAUAAAGAAACCAAUAUUGCAGAACCAACCUAAUGCCAAGCAAACAUGCUUAAUUCCAAAGAUUCGAGGCUUUAAAAUGGCAAAUCUUAAUACUAUCAGCCAGUGCCGUAGCAAGCUCGAUAAUGGAAGAUAUUCAUAUAUUCGUGUUCUGCGUUACUAAUUUCUUUAGAAAUCGAUUGUUUUUAUGGUCUGUGAACACGAAUGUACGAAUAUCUGCCCCCCCCCCAAUUAUCGAGCUUGCUACGGCACUGUUAUCAGCCUAGUUAAGCAUAUCGAUGAGUUGAAAAUACACAUGUAUGAACAAGAACUUGACGUCUUAGGUAUAAAUGAAACAAGACUUGACUCUGACUACCCAACAGAUCUCAUCUCUAUUGAUGGCUAUACAUGGAUUGCCAAAUGUAGGAAUAGAUCAGGAGGGGGUGUGGGGGUCUAUAUUAGAAAUACAAUAAAUUUUCACGAAAUACUCGAUUUAAACAACAACGAAAUUGAAACUCUUACCAUUGAAAUUCUAAAACCUAAAGUGAAACCGUUUCUCAUAACCACCUGGUAUAGACCACCAAAUUCACCUACUGACAAACUCAAGGAAUUUGAAAAACUACUGCAACAUGUUAAUUACGAGGACAAAGAAAGUAUCAUAAUGGGAGAUAUUAAUAUUGACCUUGCUAAGGACUCAACCGAUGCCAACACAGUAGAACUGAAAUUUCUUAUGGACUUAUUCCAAUACAACCAGAAAAUUAAUGAACCUAUCAGACUCGCAGACUUUAAUCGACCAUUUUUACACGAAUAAAUGCGAUUUUAUUACUUCAGCCGGAGUUUCAAAAAUAACAAUUAGUGACCACUAUCUAGUACACGGUGUUCGUAAAUUUCGAACCCUUAAAGGAAAUAAUAAUAUCUUAGAAUAUCGUGAUUUUAAGCGUUUCAGUGCUGAAGCUUUUGGGCAAGACCUUAAUUCCCUUGGUUCACUUAAUCUUGAAGAUUGUAAUGAUGUUAAUAAAGCGUGGCUUAAGGUUACAGGACACCUUUUGUGGCGUUUCGCGGAGAAUCGCUACUACGCGCUUAUUAAGCGUCCGAUUUUUGUCAAAUUUUCACCAAAUGUUUGCCAGGGCAUGCAGAAUAUAAUAAAGUUGUCAAAUUGACAAACCAAUAAAAUAAUCCAAGAAUUACUCCGGAAAAUUAAAAAACUCGGUACCUUCACGUCUUUGAGUUGUUCUCCUGUCGGUUUUAAGAUAUAUUUUCGAAAAUAACAUUUUUGUAGAGCUAAAUAGUUGUUUUAAAAAAACGUGUUCGGCUUUGUUUAGCUUUUUCGCCGUUCGUUUGAUAUAUUGAUUUCUUUGAUUAUUACAAUAUAUUUCAAAUUAUGUUGACUGAAUUGCUCGUAAUUCACUAAAUAUCCAAAAUUAAAACAAAGCCGAACACCUUUUUUAUGCUGAAGUCAUCAGCUAUGCGCUGUGCAAAUUUUAGAACAAUCGGUUACAACGCACAGGAGAACAACUGGCUUGAAAAUCAGUAAUUACCGCAAAAAUAGUCCCGAGAAAAUUGAAUUUCAAUAUUACAUUUUCAAUGUUGUUUAUAUUGCAGAGAAAUGUAUUUUACUAAAUAACUCCGCGAGUUUUCAACAUUUUUCUUUCAAACUUGGUCAGAUAUUAGAAGUGGUCUAAAGCUUUUAUGAAAGCCAAUAAAAAAAAUUUGGGCCAAUUUAACACUCAAAGGUGUCCUGUAACCUUAAGGUGGCUCGCUACAGUUUAUAGAAAUGUUGAAAAUGCGUUAACUAGAUCACCUUUUUGAAGAGAUGAUGCUCUUUACAAAUCGAAAUUUGUAUAUUAUAUAUACAGCGACAAUCAAACAGUCGAAAAUUGGUCAGAAAAGUGACGUCACCACUGUUGCUAUGGCAACAAUGACGAUUCAAGAUGGCCGAUAUUUUGGCUUUGAACGCAUUUUACUUUAAAAAAAGAUCGGUUACCCCCAUUUUUUAUUUCAGAAAACAUUUUCUUAUAGUGCAAUGCACUAUCUGACCAAUUUUAAAAAUUCUGUAAUGCAAAAAAAAAUUAUUUCGAAAAACCAUAUUUAUAAAUUUUUUAAAAAUUUGGCAUUACAGAAUUUUUUUAAAAUUUGUCAGAUAGUGUAUUGUACUAUAAGAAAAUGCUUUCUGAAAUAAAAAAUGGGGGUAACCGACCUUUUUUUAAAGUAAAAUGCGUUCAAAGCCAAAAUAUCGGCCAUCUUGAAUCGUCAUUGUUGCCAUAGCAACAGUGGUGACGUCACUUUUCUGGCCAAUUUUCGACUGUUUGAUUGUCGCUGUAUAUAUAAUAAACUAGUAUAACAAAAAGUUAGUGAAAUUGCUGCCGUACGUGUAUUCGCAUUGCAAACUUGCGAAAAAGUUGGCGCCUUGAUUACCUUAUGUUUGACAUGAAGGCCUGGUUACCAAUCGCGUCUCAACAUCAGUACUAGCCAGUGCGCUAAGGGCUCGUUCAGACUGAGUGCCCGGUACGGAUGCCCAAUGUUCAAAAUGGUUCACAAAACAUGUUGAGCACAGUGCCGUUGUUGAGUACUACCUCUAGAGGUAGUGCCCUUUCUUGGGCACAGUGCCCAAUUUCAUUUGGAAGCAUCAUGUUCAAACUAGGCGCCAAAACAAGUGACAGGCACAAGUGCCGGGCACCCAGUCUGGACGCAGCCUAAGAGGCAUUCACCCCCUGAUAACAUUCAAAAUGGCGGACCUCCAUAAAUGCACUGGGUAGGACCAUGUGGCGUCAGCAUUUUGAUGACAAAUCAUGUGGUAGCAUCAUGUGGCAGCUGCAAUGCUUUGCAGGUAAUUCACAACCAAAUUUGUUAAUUGUUCUGAAUAUAGUACUAAUAUAGUGAUGGGUUGUAGGAGGUAUUUGAGCAGUUGUAAUGAAAUAACUUUGCAAUACUCUACCAAUAAAAAGUUAUAUAUUUGGCCAGCCUACUAGCCAUAGGCUCUCUCUCGCACACACUAUGCUUGGUUCAUAGGGGUACAAAGGGGUACUUGUGGGUCAGUGGCGUGCUGGCAGGGGGGGCCGGGGGGCCACGGCCCCCCCCAGCUGGCAAUUUUUGGGGGGUGCAAAAAUGAAAAGGGGGCGUCGAUCCCGCGCCGAAUUUUGAAAGUAGGUGGGAAGAAACGCAUUCGAAAAAAUAUAGUUGCUAAUUCGGCCAAGGAAAGAUGUGUUUAUUGACUUAUAAACAGACUAUUAAGCGCAUAGGCGACAAAGUGAGUAUAUUAAAUUGCAGACUAUUUUGUCUAACCGUAUUUGCUACCUAACGACUCACACGAAAUCACUCGUUCAUAUAGAAACAUGAUCAUUGAUCACACGCAGUGUGAUCUUACCGGAAUAUUGAUCAGGCUUCGAAGCGAUCACGGGAAUUAUGCCCUUUUUUGCUGGUAUUAUACCCUUAUAUUAUGCCCUUUAUUAUGCUUCACGAAUCACGAGAGCGGCGCAAAUUAGAUAGUUGAAGUUAUGACAAUGUAAAGUUGUGCAUGCAAUUUAGUUGUUUGCGCAAGAAACAUUAUGAGUAAUGUAAGUAAUCAGAUAAUGAUGAAACACGCCCUUUUGGCAGCCAGGCAAGGAAACCUUAAAAUGCAUAUGCGUGGGGUCCGUGUGUUAUUGUAUAAAAGAGCUGUAAGUUGUAAAUGUAUUCAGAUCAGUAGAGAAUAAAAUUGGGAUUAGAUUAAUUCCUGGAAGUAGUUAGCAUUGCCCAAUUUAAUAGUGCUGCUACUAAAUUCUAACCAAUUUUCAAAUUUCGACACGUUGUAAUGCCGUUUCCUGACCAUCAGAUUUCUGUCAAAUCUUCCCCCAAAGUCCAGGAAAUGGCAUUUCAGAGAGUCUAGAUUCAAAAAUUUUCCUGGGGGGCAUGCCCCCGGACCCCCCUAGAACAACCUCGCACCUGCGGCGCUCGGCUCGUGCCUUCGGCCCUCGUUUAUCAAGGGUAAUAUUAUAGGGCGCAUAUUAGUUGCCAGCCGACUGGCCCCCCCAGUAAAAUAGUACCCAGCACGCCACUGUUGUGGGUUAUUACCCAUUCUAAUAACAAGUAGGUUUAACUACUGACAUGUAAUUUUAAUAGUUUGUUUGGCCAAGUAAAACAGUGAAUGCAAUGUUUUAAAGUUAAUAUCUCAUUUAUUUCAAAUGUCAAUUGUCAAACACUCAAACCGUGUAGACAAAUUACCAAAUAUUGUAAACAAACCAAAUACCGUAACCUCCGAUUAUAAGCCCUGGGCUUAUAUAAGUUCGUAGGCGUUUGUUGAUGGGUUUAUACAUGGGGUGGGGGGUAUAUGCAGGGGCUCACAUCAACAUAUUUAUAUGAUCGAGAAAAGAACGUCUGAUGCCAAAAAUAUAGAUCAUUGCUUCUCACACUAUAACUACAGUAUUAAAAUGUGCACCAAUUCAGGCACGAUAUUGCUCAAUUGUUACCCCCAUUAAACCAAAUGCAAUAUAUUCUAUCACUGCCACUUGAUCUAUCAGCAGCAGUAUUAAAUAGAGGUCUGUAAUAUUUGCAGUUUUAUAUAUAUACUGUAGCUCUGAGUCACGUGAUACCUUCGUACAGUGGCUUUCGUUUGUUUUGAUGGCAAUUGGCUCUCGUGUUCUGUUUGUUUGUUUACAAUUGAUGCAAAUUUUAUUUGAGUUGCCUGUUGCCACACCGUGACCAACAUGCGAAGUGUCUGAUAAAUAUAUUGAUCAGCUACAAGCGUGAACACAAUGAUUCUCAACACCAAAUAUGCACUGUCAGAUUUAUAAAAUCGAACGCGAGCCUAUACAAAUACAAUAGAAGAACAAAUCGUCAAAUCUCCUGAAAAUUUUUCUUAAACUAAAAGGAUCGUAGAUAAUACUUUGAUCUUACCUUACAAAUGACUUUACAUGAAGAUAUAAUUCUUAAAAAUCGCAAUAUUUGCUAAAUAUACUUGCCAACUUGUAAGUUUCGCCCUCGUGCAAAAUCUUGGCAAGUCCCGAAGAGCAGCCGGUAGCUUCCGUAAAGACCCGUGGAAUAUCUUCUACGUCACAAAACGUCAUAAAACUGAACAUCCAAACAUUGUUAAAUCCAAUUCAUUGUCGCAUUCAUAUAGCUCGGUAAAGAGGUCUGGGAACAAAUCACAAGAAUAGGAAGCUGCCUGCGGCAGCAAAAAUUUCGAUUUGUAAAGAGCAUCAUCUCUUCAAAAAGGUGAUCUAGUUAACGCAUUUUCAACAUUUCUAUAAACUGUAGCGAGCCACCUUAAUUGGAAAAGUAAUUUCACGAAAAUCAUUGACAAACAUGUACCAUUAAAAAAACGCAGACUAGGCAAAACAAGAGCGCCAUGGAUAAAUUAAAAUCUCUUGACCAAUAAAUGGCGAAAGAACAACUUAAAGAGGAAAGCUUGUAAAACAAACAAUCCAAAUGACUGGGAGUCUUAUAGAAUUGAAAAAAAUCAGUAUAAUCGACUGAUAAAAAUACAAUCAAGACUUACUACACAGACGAAAUUAGUAAUAACAAAGGCAAUAUAAAAAAACACGUGGAAAAGCAUAAAUAAACUGAUAAACAAACAAUCGAAAACUUCCCAUGUAGGUCACUUUAAAAAUGAAAAUAAUGAAGAAGUACAGGACAAGGAUAUCCCAAAUGCCUUUAUAACAAACAUUUCAUAGAAGUUGGCCAGCGACUGUCUCGGAAUAUUCCUAUAACCGACAAACAACCUGAGGCCUACAUUAACGUUUCAAAUGCUCGUUUCCAUUUCCAAGAGGUAUCCCAACAAGAAAUACUCAAUCUUUUAUCGAAUAUUGCCACAAAUAGGGCAACAGGUCCAGAUAAAAUAUCUGCUAAACUUGUAAAAGUAGCAGCACCAAUUAUAGCAAACCAUUUAACUAUCAUAUUUAACAAAUCGUUAUCAGAGGGUACAUUUCCACACGACUGGAAAAUCUCCAAAGUCACGCCAAUUUACAAAAAUGGACCCAAACAUGACAUGAAUAAUUAUAGACCAAUAUCAGUGAUCUCAACUAUUGCUAAAGUUCAUGGAAAAGGUUGCUCAUAACCAACUCUAUUUAUAUUUACAAGAUGAGAACCUAUUAUCUACCUCUCAACAUGGUUUCAGACCUGGUCAUUCCACUGUAACUGCUUUACUAGAAAUCACUGACAGGCUAUAUCAUAAUAUUGAUAUUGGUGUGCGGAAUGGAGUCGUCUUUCUUGAUCUCAAGAAGGCGUUUGACACAGUUAAUCACCAAAUACUAUUAAUAAAAUAAACUUAACUGUUACGGUAUAACCGGAACUGCCCACAAAUGGUUUGCAUCAUACUUAUCCAAUCGCUCAUAGCAUUGCCAGGUAAAUGGAAAUAUUUCUAAAGAGUCAAGCAUGAUUAGUGGAAUACCACAGGGAUCAAUUCUUGGUCCCCUGUUAUUCCUACUGUAUAUAAAUGACCUCCCUAAUUGCUUAAAUAGUGUUAAGUGUAACAUGUUUGCUUAUGAUACCGAAAUUGAUACAUCUGGCAAUGACAUAAAUACUGUUACAAACGCACUAAAUAAUGACCUAAAAAAUGUAUCUGACUGGCUGACCGUAAACAAACUCAGUUUAAAUACUAAGAAAACUGAAUAUAUGAUUAUAGGAUCUUAUCAAAGGCUAAAUUUAAUAGAAACAGAUCCUCCAAUCUAUCUCGGCACAGAAAAAAUCAAACGAGUUAAAAAGAUUAAGUCAUUGGGUCUAAUGUUAGAUGAGACGCUAAGUUGGAAUGAGCAGGUUAACGCAAUAACAACUAAGGUAAAUAGAGGUUUGAAUGUACUAAAAGGAUUAAGAGAAUUCUUAGACCUUGAAACUUUACUAAUUGCUUAUAAAACAUUAGUGCAACCUUACUUUGAUUAUUGUUCACAGGUAUGGGGCGGCCUCGGCUCCACACUUUCUGAUAAACUGCAGCCGGUUUACAAAACAGAGCUGCACGCAUGCAUUAUCACUAAGUGUGGAUAUGAUGUCCGCUCCUGUGUUCUUCUACAACACCUAAACCUUGACAAUCUGGAGACUCGUAGGAACCAACAAGUUGCUACACUAAUGUUCAAAGUUAGAAAUUCAAUGGUUCCUCGCUCCAUAUCAAAUUUAUUUCAAAGAACCGAUGACGUACACAAUUACGAAACGAGACAGGUGCAAAAUUAUUUUCCACCUAAACCAAGCACUAAUUUCAAGAAAAAAUAAUUUAGUUACAGGGGUGCGGUGGCUUGGAAUAGUUUACCUUGUGAUCUUAAAAGAUCUCAAACCAUCCAAUGUUUCAAAAAUAAGCUUUAAUUGCAACGAAAGUAAUAAUAAUUUUUAUAUAUACGGCCUAUUGGAAGAUCACUCAUUUUGUUUUCUCUCUGUAUAUAUUUAGUUAGUUUAAUAUUGUGAAAUAGCUCCGUAUUGAAAUAAAGUUGUAAUAGUAAUGCGACUAGUCGUAUGCGAUUGUCAUUCUGGCGUAUAAAACGACUGCUGACGCCACUAUUUCCUGUUCAUCAGUUUAUGGCGAUAUAUUAAAUGUGACAUCUUUACACGCAUUUAUUCGAGCAUAUACUCCAGGAUAAGAAUCGUAACGACCAGUGGUAUCGUGUAUAGAAGGGUCUUAAAGUCUCUGCAACACCGUUUCCUCAGCCUGGUUGUUCAAAUGCGGAUUAGCUUAAUCCUGAGUUAACGUAAAAUUCGAAGAAAACGUCCAACAAUUUGUUGGAAACAUUUUUUAGAGAUCUUGUCUAGAUCAUCCGAAGUUUAGUUUUCUGUAAAGUUCUGAAAUAAACAGACGAGCAGAAAUACAUAUACUGUAAACCAAAACAAUGGGUCAAAUUUUAACCCUGCGUUAGUGCUAACCGUGCUUUGAACAACCAGCCGCUGGAAAAGGGCACCAUAGGGAGCCCAAGCGUUGAUCUGUGUUUUAAUUUAAUUAUUUCACUACAUUACACUAAUAUGUCAUAUAAUAAUAAUAAUACUCCUAUAGUCGAACAUAUAAUAACAACAUAUAAGUUGAUUUGUAUGUUUUUUAUUUAUUUAAGAUCUAUUAUUAGCUUAUAUAAAAGCACCGCCUUUCGAACCUGACAGCCCGUUCGCAGGAUACACGCUAAUAUAUAAGCUAAUAAUAGAUCUUAAAUAAACUGAAAAAUCAACUUAUAUGUUGCUAUAAUAUGUUCGACUAUAGGAGUAUUAUUAAUAUUAUAUGACAUAUUAGUGUAAUGUAGUGAAAUAAUUCAAUUAAAACACAGAUCACCGCUUGGGCUCCCUGUAUUCAAACCAGAGAAAGAUGGCACUGUGGGUGCGGGCAGGUACCGGUGCCACCAGCUUAUAAUUAUUUGUGAUAUAAACACAUCUGUAAAAGAGAUACUCCCCUUUUUCACCCCCCCCCCACUGCUAACUUCACCACCGCUACCCAGGCCCGCUUGUGCCCCAUGUUAGAAUUCCAGGACUACAUCACUAAUUUCAAGUUGUGUGUUAGGCGUGAAUCCUGUUCUCGUUGGUUUAUCGUUACUCUAUACAAAACGUCUUACUGAUAUGUUCCAAUUUUGUGUCAGACAAACUGCUGAAGUUGAAAAUCAGGUAAUGACAUGACUAUCGUUCUAUAAUGUGGCAGUGCAAAGGUCUAGAAAUGUAUUAAAGUAUUUACACUCGAAAUUUCCAGGUACAAAAACUCUUCUACAAUUAGUUCUAUCAAGUGAGAUAUCCAAAAAUCCUGAUAUUUAUCCAUACACGUUACACUGGACAUUUAUAUAAAGUUUCAUGCAUGCAUGUGCAACUAUAUCCAAACGAUGUGACCAGUUCUUUUUACAAAACAUUAUGGGGGCGGAGUCGUAUACAUUUACAUUAUGUAAGCAAAUAUUUUGAUGUGUACCACAGUUCGAUGAAAGCGAAGUAAACAUGUUCUCACAAUGCACCUUUAACUUAUAAAGAAACUGAUAACAGGGGAUAUUUGCGCUUGUUUGCAACCAAAUUGCCUGCGGAGGAAGAUACUCUGUGGCUACUUUUUAGACAACACAGGUCUAUAACCGAAAUUGUAUUACAAGUUCCAAAUUGUAUUGCAUGCUUCGUGUAACUUGGCCUUAUUUAAUGCUAUAUUGGUUUAAGAGUGUAUUUAUCUCGUAUUCAGAUGGUGUCGGUAGAACGAGUGCAGCAAUACACCCAAAUCGAAUCUGAAGCAGAGCUAGAGGAAUUAACUGGUAAACCAGCAGAUGCCUGGCCACAGCAUGGUGAAAUUAUUGGUGAGACUGUUGUAUUCCGUUACCAUUCCUCUCUUCCACCAGUCCUGAAAGGCAUCAAGUUUCGUAUUAAACCCAAAGAAAAG